AUGGGUUAUACGCCUCAGUUUCCAAAUACAGGUGCUGAGUUGCCGACCCCACAAACGGUUUUGAGGCCGGGUGGUCGUGAUGGAUUUGAGGAGUACUAUUUUGAGGGUGCAGAUGCACAGACAAACUUUCGGUCGCCACAGACCCCGCACACGCCACGGCCACCGAACACGCCACCGACGCCGCAUGGCUCCACCUCUAGAGGUGUUACGGGCGGCCACGACUCGAAUGCGAGUGAUUUUCAGGAGUCUUCAUUGCCCCUCAUCAGCCGAAAAGGGAGAAAGUGGAAUUCACUAGAGAAUAGUAACAUAUUUGAUGCCUUCAAGUGUGUCCUCAAGGAUAGAUACAUGGAUCGGAUGAAACGUAUCAGGAUUAAAUCUGGGGAAAUGGCACGAAAUGAUGGGAAACCCGUCCCCUUAGGUCAUUGUACCUACUACGAAGGGAUGCAUGACUACCGCCCUGGGCGCGUACCGGAGUAUGUGUGGCGACGUUUGUGUGAUCAUUGGUCGACAGAUAAGUGGAGAAAGAAUUCAAAAAUUGCUCAGCAGAACCGCAAAGUCGCAGAUGCUAAUGGGUCGACAGCUAGGCACACCGCGGGUAGUAUAGGAUUUGACGAGCACCGUAACAACAACAACAACAAAUGGAAAUGGAAAUGGUUAUGA
Lactuca saligna is the source of this 660-nucleotide messenger RNA. Lineage: Eukaryota; Viridiplantae; Streptophyta; Magnoliopsida; Asterales; Asteraceae. The record is from the annotation of a GenBank genome assembly.